Messenger RNA from Lactuca virosa, 1335 nucleotides. Lineage: Eukaryota; Viridiplantae; Streptophyta; Magnoliopsida; Asterales; Asteraceae. The record is from the annotation of a GenBank genome assembly.
AUGGCAACUAGCGAUUUGGAGCUUGGAGCUGGAGAUAGCCUUUGCCAUUCUGUCCAGUUUCUGCUUGAUUGUAAAGAAAAAGGAAGAAAACUUGGCAAUCAUGGUUUAGCAUCAAUUUUCAUGGUUCCUAGGGUCUGUCGGGAUCACAGCCCAAGUUCUUUUAACCCUAGGGUGGUCUCUAUUGGACCUCUCCACAGACAAGAUAAAAAAUUGCAAGAAUUUGAAGUUCAAAAAACGACUUAUUUACAUCAUCUACUGGAUCAUUCAGGUUGCAACCCAGAGAAAACGUUACAAGAAUGUGUGCACAAGGUGAGUAGGAAAAUAAAACUAGUCAAGGCAUGUUAUGCAGAGUCAAUGAUCUACAAUGAUGAAGAACUUGUUAGAAUGAUGGUUAUAGAUGGUUGUUUCAUACUUGAUUUCAUUCACCUUCUUUCAGAAGAUGAUGGACCAUUUCCAGUAAGCAUGUUGAUUGCUCCAUCAAUAGUUAAUGAUAUGGUGUUGAUAGAAAACCAAAUCCCUUUUUUUGUUCUUAAAGACAUCUUUGAGUCUACUAUUCUCCAAUUUAAACCAAACACCUCUCUUACAAACCAUAUCAAAAUACUUCUCAGACACUACAAUAUCUUUGGAGCAAAUUUAGUACAACGAAAUUUCAAAUUAGAUACAACUCAUGAUCAUAUUCUUGGCUUUCUACACAAAUGUUUCCAGCCUGUGCAUGAUAUCCCAACAGGAUCUAGAACACAUCCAAAGAGGCACAUGACCAUGGACCUAGAUAGGGCAGGGGUGAACUUUAGGCCUAAUGAAGAUGCAAAUUGGGCAAUGGCCAUUAAACUAGAAUUACCAAGGUUUUCAUGCUUCCCAUGGUUUUGGUCUAAGCCUACUCUGCGGAUGCCAAAAGUGACUCUUAAUGAUGACAGUGAACCAGUUUUAAGGAACCUCAUUACUUACGAGCAGUCAUCUCUAGUUCCUAAUUACGUCACAUCAUAUAUCUGUGCCAUGGAUAUGCUAAUCGAUACUCCAGAAGAUGUUGAAAAGUUGGUAAAAUCAGGUGUCAUUGCAAAUAAAUUAUGCUCGAAUGAGAAAGCUGUGAAUAUGAUAAACAGUGUAUGCAAAGAUGUUGCCUUACUGGAAUUUUUCUACCAUCAAGAGUGGCAAGAAUUGGAUAACUACUAUAAUAGUUACUGGCCUAAUGCUGCUGCAGGGUUGAAGCGUACAUAUUUCAGUAGUCCAUGGAAUGUGAUUGCUUUAUUUGCUGGAAUUGUGUUGUUUGUUCUGACGGUAGUUCAGACAAUCUUUACAAUCAAGGCUACAAAUCCAAUGAUUGUUAUUAAACAUUAA